AAAAAAGCAGCUUUAUUUACAGCUUUUGAUUAGAUUUUUUUUUGUUGGGUUUUUGGUUUUCUUGUUUGCCUUAUCUUUGAAGAGCUCUAAACAGCUAAAUAUUUCACUAUUUUUUGUUGGGUUAUUGAAAAAAAAAAUUUAAAAGCUGUUUUUUUUUGUAAGCAAGAAGAUUAUGCAAUCGAUUUGUUCAUCUUUAAAGCUUUACUUGAACUAUUGUUUUCUUUUCACUUUAGUCAUCUAUGGUAGAGCUGCAAGAAUUUUGCUUUUUUUGGCUUGAAAUUCUCUUCUUUGUAAUUUUUUUCGUUUAAAUUUGGUUGUGUUUAUUUUUUAUUUUUUGCUUAAAAAUAGAGUCUUCGAUUCAACUGGUUCAAGUUCUCUGCUCAUUUGGGGUUGUUCUAUAUCUUCACAAGAAAGUCAGGGAUAUAUAUAUUGAAUGGGGACUGAUGCUAUUGAAGCAGGGGAGACUCCAUUUGACUCCUAUCCUAGUUCCUUUAAGGUGCACCACUUGAUGUGCACAGAGCUUAGGAAGUUUGUUGAUAGAAUUUUAAAGAUAUUUCCGGAGAUUGAAGCUGCUCGACCUAGAUGUUCCUUGGGAAUAAAGGCACUAUGCUCAUUGAACAAUGCACUUGAGAGAGCAAAGUUGCUCCUUCAGUACUGCAACGAAUCGAGUAAACUGUAUCUGGCAAUAACAACAGAUGCUAUAGUUUCGAGGUGUCAAAAAUCAAAGAAUUUUUUGGAACAAGGUUUAUGCCAAAUUCAGAGUAUGGUUCCAGUUAUGCUUGCUGUCGAGAUCUCUCAAAUUGUUGAUGAUCUUCGAGCUGCGUGUUUCGUCCCUGAUAAAUUCGAAGAAGAGGCUGGAAAGGUUGUUAGAGAAUUGCUUCAUCAGGGAGCAACAACGUCGGAUUCAAUGGAACUUCUUGAAAUGAGUGCUCUUCAAAAGGCAGCAUCUCGACUUCAUAUUACGUCUUCAAAAGCCAUCUUGAUAGAGAAAAGAUCCAUUAAGAAGUUGAUGGAAAAGGUCGCAGAUACUGACAUACAAAAGAAGAAAAUCUUGAAGUAUCUUUUGUAUCUGUUAAGGAAGUAUGGUCAUUUGAUUAUCGGGGAGCAAACAGACAAAACGGUUGAUCGUAAUGAAGGAGCUUUUACGGUUAAUAACCCCAGUAAUGUACCCGAUGUGGCAUCUCACAAGGAGUAUAAGCAGCACGAUGUUGAAGCUGAUAAGUUAAGCGGAUUAAUACCACCUGAGGAAUUUAAAUGCCCUAUAUCUUUAAGAUUGAUGUAUGAUCCUGUUGUUAUUGCUUCGGGACAAACAUACGAAAGGUUUUGGAUCCAAAAGUGGUUCGAUGAUGGUAAUGAUACAUGUCCAAAAUCCGAAACGAAACUGGCUCAUUUGUCAUUGACACCAAAUACUGUCAUGAAGGAUCUGAUAUCAAAAUGGUGUGCGAAGUAUGGAAUCACUAUUCAAGACCCGAGCUUGCAGUCAGAUGUGCUUCAGCUGUUGGAAAAUUCUUCCACUUCCGUAGCUAGUUUUGGUAGUUCUAUAUAUGAUAUGCGCUUCCCGGUUGACAUCAGCAAUGUAUCACUUGGAUCUUUAGAUACUAGCUAUACUUCUGAUGGAUCACGCAACAAGAUUGGAGAUGGGUUAAGUUUGAAACCGGAGCGGGGCAGUGAUGAUCUUCGCCAAUAUCAGAAUCCUCGCAAUGCAAGUAAAAUGAAUUUGGAGUCUCUAUGUAGGCUUCCCGAGUUUGAUUGGGAAUCACAAUACGAAAUGGUUGAAGAUAUGAGAAACCAUUUGAAACGUGACGAAUUAGCUUGUAUGUCCUUGUCAUCCAAGAAUUUCAUCGAACCGUUGAUUGAAUUUUUGAGCUCUGCUCUUGAUAUGCACAAUAGUAGAGCACAAAGAGCCGGAUUUGAGUUGUUGUUGACUUAUGUGAGCCAACACAGGAGCGGGAUAAGGUACUUAAAUGAAGAUGCAUAUAGCCUGCUAUCAUCAUCUCUCGACUCAGAAGUGACUAAAGAGGUUCUUGACAUUAUUGAAGUACUGUCCGGCAAUAGCGGUUGUUGGUCUAAGAUUGCUGCAUCUGGUGCUCUUGUUUCCAUUUUAAAUAUUCUCAACUCUAAGAUCACAGCAUUCCAGGAACGAGUCAUUAAAAUUUUGCACAAUCUGUCCUCGAGCCACGAUAUUUGUUCCAAUUUAGCAUCUUUUGAAUGCAUCCCAAAGUUUGUCCCGUUCCUAGAAGAUGCUUCUCUCGCAAGGCACUGCAUAGUAGUGCUGAGAAACUUGUGCAACAACCAAGAAGCCCGGGCUUCUAUUACUCAAACUCCAGGAUGUAUUACUUCUAUUGCUAUGUUAAUCGAGACCGGCACUCAAGAGGACCAAGAGCAUGCGCUGGCUAUUCUUCUCGCAUUGUGCUCGCAACGCGUUGAAUAUUGUCAGUUAGUAAUGGAUGAAUGCGAUAUAUUCCCUGCCCUUUUCGAUGUAUCUGUCAACGGGAGUGAUAAAGGAAAGGCAAGCGCAAUGGAAUUGCUACGGUUACUUAGAGAUACGAACCAUGAUGAUGAUGAACAAGAACAUCUUCAAUAUGACAAUGUCAUUUCCGAAGAUGCCAACAACUAUCCCAAAGACAAAAAGUCUCAUAAGUCAUUGUUCGGAGUCAAACUAUCUAUGUUCUCGAGAUCCAGUGCACAAAAGAAGAAGAAAUGAAAUUCGGAUUUUCUCAUGCUCGGGUUAACAAACAUCCUCCCUGGUAAGAUUCUUUCCCCUUUUUUGGGACACACUUUGCUUGCCAGACUUGAGGAACCGAUAUCAUCAUAUUGUAACUAAAUGUAGUUAGUUGGUAAAUGAUUUUGUCCGGCUCGAACAGUACUAAUUACCACGAUCUAGUUUCUUAGGUUUGAUUUAUGAUUAUUUGUAUGAUAUAUCUUAUGUCAUAUCCUGAUUGUAUAAUUCUUAUGAAUGUACAGUUUUCCAGCAAGUGGUUGAAUUUUUGUUUGUA
Gossypium raimondii (Peruvian cotton) is the source of this 2996-nucleotide messenger RNA. Its product is annotated as U-box domain-containing protein 5. Lineage: Eukaryota; Viridiplantae; Streptophyta; Magnoliopsida; Malvales; Malvaceae. Gene Ontology annotation, molecular function: ubiquitin-protein transferase activity. Gene Ontology annotation, biological process: protein ubiquitination. Gene Ontology annotation, cellular component: cytoplasm; nucleus. The record is from RefSeq and is a predicted model, not a curated record. The transcript has 6 exons. Bases 434 to 2704 code for a protein of 756 amino acids.